Molecule: messenger RNA, 2262 nt
Organism: Maylandia zebra (zebra mbuna)
Lineage: Eukaryota; Metazoa; Chordata; Actinopteri; Cichliformes; Cichlidae
Product: tripartite motif-containing protein 16-like
Molecular function (GO): zinc ion binding; protein binding
Source: RefSeq, a predicted model, not a curated record
ACUGAGAGGAGAAAUGGCGCAGAAAGGAGUUCAGCUGGACCAAGAAACUUUCUCUUGUUCGAUCUGUUUGGAUCUGCUGAAGAAUCCGGUGACUAUUCCCUGUGGACACAGCUACUGCAUGAACUGUAUUAAAAGCUUCUGGGAUGAAGAGGAAAAGAAGAAAAUCUACAGCUGCCCUCAGUGCAGACAGACUUUCACAGCGAGGCCUGUCCUGGUGAAAAACACCAUGUUAGCAGAUUUAGUGGAGCAGCUGAAGAAGACUGGACUCCAAGCUGCUCCUGCUGAUCACUGCUAUGCUGGACCUGAAGAUGUGGCCUGUGAUUUCUGCAUUGAGAUGAAGUUAAAAGCUGUGAAAUCAUGUUUAGUCUGUCUGGCUUCUUACUGUAAGGAACACCUUCAGCCUCAUUAUGAUGUUGCUCCAUUAAAGAAACACAAGCUGGUGGAGCCCUCCAAGAAGCUCCAGGAGAACAUCUGCUCUCGUCAUGAUGAGGUGAUGAAGAUGUUCUGCCGUACUGAUCAGCAGAGUAUCUGUUAUCUCUGCCCUGUGGAUGAACAUAAAGGCCACGACACAGUCUCAGCUGCAGCAGAAAGGACUGAGAGGCAGAGAGAGCUGGAGGUGAGUCGACAAAACAUCCAGCAGAGAAUCCAGGACAGAGAGAAAGAUGUGAAGCUGCUUCAACAGGAGGUGGAGGCCAUCAAUCAGUCUGCUGAUCAAACAGUGGAGCACAGUGAGAAGAUCUUCACUGAGCUGAUCCAUCUCAUCCAGAAAAGAAGCUCUGAUGUGAAGCAGCAGAUCAGAUCCCAGCAGGAAACUGAAGUGAGUCGAGUCAAAGAGCUUCAGGAGAAGCUGGAGCAGGAGAUCACUGAGCUGAAGAGGAAAGAUGCUGAGCUGAAGCAGCUCUCACACACAGAGGAUCACAUCCAGUUUCUACACAACUACCCCUCACUGUCAGCACUCAGUGAGUCUACAGACUCAUCCAGCAUCAAUAUCCGUCCUCUGAGCUACUUUGAGGAUGUGACAGCAGCUGUGUCAGAGGUCAGAGAUAAACUACAGGACAUUCUGAGAGAGGAACGGACAAACAUCUCACUGACAGUCACUGAAGUGGAUGUUUUAGUGCCACAAUCAGAGCCAAAGACCAGAGCUGGAUUCUUAAAAUAUUCACGUGAAAUCACACUGGAUCCAAACACAGUACAGAAAAAUCUUGUAUUAUCAGAAGGACACAGAAAAGCAAUACUUAUUUUUGAAGAUCAGUCUUAUUCUCAUCAUCCAGACCGAUUCACUGGAUAUGAACAGGUCCUGAGUAGAGAGAGUCUGACUGGACGUUGUUACUGGGAGGUGGAGUGGAGAGGGAUAGGAGUUGAUGUAGCAGUGACGUACAAAAAUAUCAACAGAGAGGGGAAUGAAUGUAGAUUUGGAUGUAAUGAUAAAUCUUGGGCAUUAGAGUGCAACAACAAGAGAUAUAUAUUUUGGUACAACAACAUUCAAAUUCCCAUCUCAGGUCCUCGUUCCUCCAGAGUAGGAGUGUACCUGGAUCACAGAGCAGGUAUUUUGUCCUUCUACAGCGUCUCUGAAACCAUGACUCUCCUCCACAGAGUCCAGACCACAUUCACUCAGCCGCUCUAUGCUGGACUUUAUCUUAGUGGAUGGUUUGUGUUUGGAACAAGUGUUGAAUUCUGCAAACUGAAAUAAAUGGAGAUAAUUAUCAGCUGCAAGGGUGAGGUUGGUAUUAAUUUUAAAUUUUUGAGUCUUUUUGUUUGUGUAUGACAUUAUGGCAAAAAUGAUCCAGUAUAAAUCUAGUGCAGCACGUUUUUUUCACAAAUAGCAGUUGGAAUGUGUUUAUAUGUCUGUUGGGAGAGAUUUUGUGUUAAUGUCACCACUGUGGAAGAAAAAUGUGCAGCUCUGUAGCCUGAAGAUGAAGAUAAACACAAGCUUGGGGGGGAAUGGCCCCUUCCAGGAGUGGAACACUGUGUGUUGUGUUUGUAAUGUGUUUGUAACACCUCUAUAACACACCUUUCCUCCACAAUGACAGCAGACUGAUUAGUCAUUAGAAUUGGGACUGAUGUGCUUCAGUCACAAUUCUCUGCAUUAAUGUUUUAUUUUUGUUAUUUUUAAUGUUAUUUUAAACUCUUUUACCUUUGUUAACAAAAAACAUUUGCUUUAAGAUAAAAAGUGGAGAUUGUCAUUUGUUUGCUUUUUAAUUACACGAUUUAUUUUGUUCUCCUUGUGACUAAAAAUAAUUCAUUGCACAGGAUUAAAGGCUA